Molecule: messenger RNA, 577 nt
Organism: Prorocentrum cordatum
Lineage: Eukaryota; Dinophyceae; Prorocentrales; Prorocentraceae
Source: the annotation of a GenBank genome assembly
AUGGCAGCCAGUGGCGGUGUGAAGCGCCAGGUUGUGGACGGCCAAAGCCCUGGCGCGGCGAGCAGCUCUCGGAACCUCACGGACAGCGAUUUCUUCAUGCAGCUGGUGCGCUACGCCCUGUACACCGGCCAGGACGUCAACGACCUGAAGAACGCCGCGUCGCUCGUCAUCUUGGCCUUCGAGGCCGGCGCGGGCCCCCCGGCGGAGAGGCGCCGCCGCGAGUGGGGCAGCAAGAAGCACUUCACGCACGGUGUGGUCUUGCAGGGGCUCAAGACGCUGUUGGAGGCCGGCCAGAGUCCUCCCGCAGAGCUGAUCAAGCCGGCGACGGACUGGCUCAAGGACGGCAUGGAGAAGAAGUCGGACCAGGCGCUGGCCAAGUUCCGGCCGAAGUUCGCACUUCCCCGGGAGGACCGCCCGUGGGUCUGGGAGUUGCAGUUCGCGGCAGCCACGCCGCCGGACUUCCGCGUGAUGUGGAUCGGCCUCAUCCGGGAUUUCGAUGGCAAGAUCUCGGUGGACGUGCGCCGGGCUGGCCAAGUGGGCUUGGAGAAGGAGCUCUGGGGCGAGCUUCGUGCCCGAG